This is a messenger RNA of Prorocentrum cordatum, 3498 nucleotides long. Lineage: Eukaryota; Dinophyceae; Prorocentrales; Prorocentraceae. The record is from the annotation of a GenBank genome assembly.
AUGCGCCUGGACGGGUGGCCGCAGCCGUCAAGUGCGGUGUGGGGAAGUUGGCGUCGCCUGGUGAUCGAGGUUGUGGGGGAGGCAUUCAUGCAUGAACGUUUGGUGAUUAGGGUCGAUCCGAACGGCUGCUCAGCCUGGGCCGCGACGCCUGAUCAGGAUGGGCAUGAGGAGGACUACCGUCAUGAUCCCGACAUCGUCGGGUUCACCUUCCUGGAUGAUGUAUGUGGCGACAUGAAGAUCUCGGGCGUGGCGGUGAUCGCACCUGCUGGCCCGAUCGUGAGCGUGAAGGCGGUGUCAGCCGGCACACUGCCGUCGGAGAUCACCGUGGCCGUCUUCUUGGAGUGGGCGUUGAUGCAGAAGUUUCCCAGCUUCAGGGAUGACAGGAUUGAUCUCUACGCGUCGGAGGUGAGAUACCGACGCAUUAUGAAGUCUCGUUUCGAGCAUGGCGCCUGCAGUCGUACCUUCAACGCUGGUGUGUUAGGGCUGUUCGAGGAGCCUGAGGUCGAUGACCGCACGAAGGGUCCCCGCAUCCCGCUUGGCACCGCACAGACUCCGAGGUCUCAGGGGUCGAUCUGGCAGACACAGGCUCGAGAAUGUCCCGUGGCGACCCGCAUUCCUCCUGGGAAGAGGUCGGUGCGCGAGUUCAAGCUGGUCCGCGAGGUUCUGAAGGCGUGGCAGCGCAUCGAUCGGUGUAACCUGGCGAACACGAUGGGGGCCGAUCUGCUGGUGAGGCGCAGGAGCCUGCUGGGGGGAGCGCGCGCCUCGUUCCCCAGCAACUCGGGCUACAGCACAACCAACAUCAUGAUGGGCUGGGCCGUGGCACUCUUGAGCGUCACCGCUAGCAGGCUGAAGGACAAGGCGGCGGUCUUGAAGGGAGAGAGGAAGGCAUUCGUUGAGUCCAGGCAUCGCUGCAGGAGGCUGCAGCAGCGCUUCGACCGCAAGAAGGCAGUUUUGAGCCGCGCCGUCGACUCCGUCAAGGCGCUGAAUUGGGUGCGUGGACGGGACUACGCUGGUGGCCCUGAGCUUCCCAUCGCGAGUCACGACAAGGAUCUGCUCUCCAUGCCCCAGCUCGGGGCGGGGCCCGUGGACCUAUCCACGGUACUGGAGGGUAGGGCCAGAGAAUGUCUCGUUGACUUUGAAGAGGAGAUCUUGCACGGUCCCGAUGAUUGGGGUCAUAUUACUGAGUGUGAGGAGCAUGUCAAGCCGUACAUGGAUCCAGUGCUUAAGACCGACGCCGACGCUUACUUCGACUUCGUGAUGAGGGGUCACAAGUCAGGUUUGUUUCGCUUCGGCCGCACGUCCCACGCCAUCGUUACACCUUUCUUUGUGAGGAAGAAGGCCGGCACUUUGAGAUUGAUACUUGACUGCCGCCCAAGUAAUCGCAGGAUGCGUGAGAGCCCCUAUGUUCGGCUUGGAGGGCCGGCUGAUGUGGCUCGGCUCCUGCACUCGCGGAGUGACGGGGACCCGUACGUGGCCCUCGGCGACGUGAAGGAUUACUUUCAUUGCUGCGGGCUUCCACCAGGCCUUAGUCCAUAUUUGUCCCUGCCGCCCGCGUCAGGUCUGCGACUUCUUCAGGCUGGUAUUCACAAUGUAGAAGGUGUUCCCGUUCUUCCAGGUGAUAGAAUCUUUCCUCAGUCCAGGGUCGUUCCCAUGGGGUGGUCUUGGGCUUGUUACUUUGCGCAGUCGGCUACAACGUCCCUGGUGCAUCGUUUCUCGGGCUCCGAGGGUGACAGCUUCCUGGAAUCCUGUAAGCCGCCUCCUGGUCUCGAUCGGCCCGCUUACAACGUCUACAUAGACAACAUUAGCAUCUUUGGCCAAGGUAAGUCACAGACCGAUAGGAUUGCCAACCAGGUUUUCGACGGAGUCGAGAGUGUCGGCUUUCGGGUUCACGAGCGCGCGUCUGCCAGCAAGUGGGCUCACACGCUCGGCCUAGAGAUCGACUUCCUACUUCUGGGCCAUACCACCUUCCACUUCGGACCUAAUCGGCUGUUCUUGUCCAUCUUUAACAACGCCUAUGACUUCAUUCGUUCGAGCUACACUUCUCGAGUGCGUCUCUGGCCCUCGGUGGCAAGGGAGUGCUGGGCCGCUGGGUGUCUUAUCUCGUUCGCGUUCGCAGACCUGGGAAGGGACUUCGACCCGUUCGUGAGCUGUUUCGACGCUAGCAUGUGUGGGGCAGGGGUCGUCACGGCGCCUUGGGACUCGGCACAGGUUCGUUCAGACUGCGAGUGGGAGGAGAGGUGGCGGUUCAAGUGGGAUGUGUACGAUCGGGUUGCGCCCAGGGACAACAAUUUCUUAUCGCUGGACUGGGGGGACAUCGAAAGCGUCAAGCCUUGUCGUGACAGGUCGUCGCUCUGGUCCCUGGACAAUUCGUUCAGAGAGGUCCCGAAGGAGAACCUUGUGGGCCCCACCUGGACCAAGGUCGUUCGGAGUUUUUGGAAGGACGAGGAGCCGAUAUUCUGUCUUGAGGCCCGCGCGGGCCUGCUGGCGGUGCGUCAUAAGUUACGGGCAGUCUCAAGUUUCGGUAAGACUCAUCUGCACCUCGGAGACUCCAUGACCGCUAUCCUGGCUUUCGAGAAGGGGAGGGCCAAACAUCGAGGUCUCUCCUUGGCCAACCCGAAAGUCUGCGACGACGCGCUGUGCGGCUCUGCCGACCCGCUGUUCCUGGACGGCGAGCGGAUCGACGCGGGGACCAAGUUCCGGGCCGCGCUGGAGGACCACGACGUGCAGCGGUUCGGCAAGCCCAGCCUUCCUCGGCUUCGGCGGGUUCUUCAAGUCUGGCAUCGGAAGGGGCCUGUGGACAGCAGGGACCCUCUACCGUUCCGCCUCCUGGCGGGCAUCCUGGGCAUCCUGUCGCUCCACGGCUUCCACGAGGAGGUGCUGGCGCUGACCCUCAUGGUCAUCUGCUCCCUGCGCCUGUCCGAGCUCGUGACGGUGGCCGAGGGCGACCCUUUCGAGCCCGUGGUCGGCCAUCUCGACGACACGCUCCCGCUCGACAGCCCCGACUUCCCCGGCUUGGGGGCCCUCCUUGCUGGAUUGCGCAGAGGGGUCGUGGAGGUCUGGCUCUUCAGUUUCAGCCAGAUGCAGCUGCUGCGCCGCCUGCAGGCGCCUCUCCGCAUGGCGGGCCUGGGCUCGCUGAACAUCCAGAUGUAUCAGCUUCUCCACGGAGGGGCGUCGACGGGCUUCCUGAUGUGGACGAGGGAGAUCCAGGCGGUCAGGCAGCGGGAGCGCUGGGCGGACGAUCGCUCUUUGCUUCGCAGCAUGAAGGCGGACAGAGGACAACUGCUUCACAAGGUUAUGGCGCCCGUGUCCAACCGCUGGUGCCAGGAGGCGGAGGUCUUCUCGGGCAGCGGUAGGCUGGCCAAAUCCUUCGCGGAGCUGGGCAUCCCGGCCCUGUCCUGGGACAUCGAGCACGGCCCAGCUGGCGACUUGCUGGACGGGGACGUUCUGCGCUGCGUGCUGUCGUACAUCGCCUCGGGUAGAACGGGAACCGUCUUUUAG